AUGAUGGCAUCUGCUCCUUCAGCUCAGGAAGAACCCCUACAGCCAGGGACGAUGCAAUUCAGGAAGCAGCUUGCUGCUGCCGUGAGGAGCAUCAGUUGGACCUAUGCCAUCUUUUGGUCCAUUUCAACUACUCGUCCAGGAGUCCUGACAUGGAAUGACGGGUUCUACAACGGCGAGAUAAAGACAAGGAAGAUAGAGAACAACCUAGUGACGGAGCUCACAGCUGAGCAGCUCCUCCUACAGAGAAGCGAGCAACUGAGGGAGCUGUACAACUCUCUCCUCUCUGGUGAGUCUGCAGACCAACAGAGGAGGAGGCCUGUCACUGCACUAUCGCCGGAGGAUCUCGGCAACGUAGAAUGGUACUACGUUGUCUGCAUGACCUACGCCUUCCGCCCUGGACAAUGUGUGCCAGGUAAAAGCUUUGCAAGCAAUGGAUGUGCCUGGCUGUGCAACGCUCAGUCUGCCGAUAGCAAAGCCUUCCCGCGCAAGCUCUUAGCCAAGAACGCUUCUAUUCAGACAAUUGUCUGCGUUCCAUUCAUGACUGGCGUUCUUGAGCUUGGGACCACUGAUCCGGUUUCGGAGGAACCAAACGUGGUAAACCGAAUCACCACGGCUUUCUGGGAGCUUCAGCUUCCGGCAUGCUCAGACGAGCCAAUUAGCUCCGGUACCCCUUCUUCCCCAUCAUCGCCGCCGACGAAAGAAACUGGAGACGCCAACACCGUGGUCAUCGACGACCUCUUCCUCGCCCACAGCGAUGCGAUACUACCAGCAGGAGGAGAUCAAAAAGAAGAACAUCAGCUAGGCGACGACCUCGGGCAACAACAAGCAGCCACCGCCAUGGAGAUCGACGACGAUGUGAUCUACAGCCUGAUCAGGAACUGGGAUAACGACAGCAGCAGCAGCUGGAUCGAGCUCCUGGACCACGCCAUUGUCUCUCCCGCCUCGUGCUUUGUGCCUUGGAAGAGAACGGAGCUGGACAAGGAGGCGGUGGCCGGCGGGGAGGCGGCGCAGAGGUUGCUGAAGAAAGUCGUGGGCGGCGGCGGCGCAUGGAUGAAUCGUGCCGCUGGUAGCUGCAGCAUCAAGAACCAUGUCAUGUCCGAGAGAAGGCGCCGGGAGAAGCUGAAUGAGAUGUUCCUCAUUCUCAAAUCACUGGUCCCGUCCAUCGACAAGGUGGACAAAGCAUCCAUCCUUUCAGAGACGAUAGCCUACCUCAAGGAGCUGGAGAGGAGGGUGCAAGAGCUCGAGUCCGGGAAGAAGGUGUCUAGGCCGGCCAAGAGGAAGCCAUGCUCAGAGACGAUCAUCGGUGGUGGCGGCGGCGGCGGCGGUGCUGGAGCUGUUAAAGAGCACCACCACUGGGUGCUCUCCGAGUCCCAGGAGGGCACCCCAAGCGACGUGCGUGUGAUCGUCAUGGACAAGGAUGAGCUGCACCUCGAGGUGCAGUGUCGGUGGAAGGAGCUGAUGAUGACAAGGGUGUUCGACGCCAUCAAGAGCCUCCGUCUUGAUGUUGUCUCGGUGCAGGCGUCGGCACCGGAUGGUCUUCUCGGACUGAAGAUACGAGCUAAGUAUGCCAGUUCUGCCGCCGUGGUGCCUGCGAUGAUCAGUGAAACUCUCCGGACAGCCGUAGCAGGCUACUAAUGUUGACUAUUCAGAGCGUUGUGGCGUUAAUUUGUAUUGGUCUGCAUUAAUUGUAUUGAAAAUAAAGAAUAAAUAAUUGUAUUGA
Oryza sativa Japonica Group (Japanese rice) is the source of this 1720-nucleotide messenger RNA. Its product is annotated as anthocyanin regulatory R-S protein. NCBI's taxonomy places the organism in Eukaryota, Viridiplantae, Streptophyta, Magnoliopsida, Poales, Poaceae. Gene Ontology annotation, molecular function: protein dimerization activity. The record is from RefSeq and is a predicted model, not a curated record.